Molecule: messenger RNA, 3679 nt
Organism: Amoebophrya sp. A120
Lineage: Eukaryota; Dinophyceae; Syndiniales; Amoebophryaceae
Source: the annotation of a GenBank genome assembly
AGGAAUUGUAGUGACGAGCGCAAAGGCAAAGGGUUACCAAUUCAUAUCGUAACUAUUCUGUUGUCCUUUACCUCUACAUAUUACAAAUUCGACAUGUAGCAACAGGCAACCGUGGUUCAUCAAAAACAGAGAGAGACCAUACCAGGACGAACGCAAUGUCCGACCGAGACGAGGAGAGCAAGCGAAAGGAAAUGGUUGUGUAUCGUGACGAGUGACAAAGACAAACAAGAGAACUACCCUUCAAAAUCAUUCCCCCGCCACGAUGGUCGAGCUCCACGUCCUGGACCUCGCCGGCACGCCCCUCCGCCUGUCCGGCGACUUCCGGACCGGCGCGGAGGUGCGACAGGCGGUCGCCGAGGCGAAGCGCAUCCCGGUGUCGCUGUGCUUGCUUUACUGGGACCCUUUUCCCAGUUCGUCCCCCGCCAGAGACGGGUGCAGCGCGCUGGGGGGAUCCACGAGCUCCUCUGGCUCGGAAUCGGAGUUCAUGCUGGAGAGGUACGAUCCGAAUAAAGCUGCUGCAGCUGGGCAACAGAUUUCGUACGGCAACGGCGGCGGAGGUCCUCCAGGAGGGUGCGUGAACAGCAGCGCUGGAGGGCCAGGCACGACGACGAACUCUACAAGCGGCGAUAAAGUGCAGAACAAUCCUGUCGUGGCAGGAGGACCAACGUCAGGAACAACCACUACAGGUCCUCUUCUUGAGGACACUCUCCGUGGAGGCAGUGUCGACGAGAUGCUUACGCCCACUGCAUCAACGACGACUCAAAAUCAGCCCCAUGGUGUGCUCACCGGAAACUCGCUCGCAACCUCCAGUUCCUCUACCACCUCGAUGUCCGAGCAGCAACGGUUACGAGCUGGCAGCCACCACACGACCGCGACAACGCACAGUCACAAGAGCGACCCGGGGGGCGUUGCGAGCGUCGUGUUUCUGCUUGACAGCGACAUCGUGUCGCUACCGUCAACCUCGGCCGCCGCGUCCGGGAACAACGGGAAUGGGACACUUUUGGAGAGCGAAAACGAGAAGGCCUCUGCGUCGCCACCAACACUGCGGCUCAUUGUCACCACCGCGGACUUUUCCGAGUAUGUAAUGCUUGUAUGUUCCACCUUGUAGUUUGGUUUGUGCUGAUGUCAGAGUUGUGUCAGUGUCAAACGUAUAUAUCAACACAACUGAACUUCUCCGCGUCUCACGUGUCGAGGCCUUGCUCAUACGCAUGAUAGCCAAAUCGUUCUGGAGGAUGCUCCGUUGUAUGUAGUUCUUGCCAAAAAUCACAUCAAAAUGAACACCCAGUUUCCCUCGGCAACCCCAGGAGCCUGAAUGGCGUGCGUUAUCCGAGAGUGGGAUUGCCCGGUGUCGGGACUACGUUUUCCAGGAGGAGUACCGGAAGGUAUCGGACCUAACGCUGCCCCAGCUGCUGCGAUACUUAGCGAAUCGGACCGGUUUCGACAAUUUGCUGGAAGCCUACGUGGAAGAUGAGCAGCGAACCCCGACAAGCGCUUGGCUGGACGUGCAGGUACAACUAUUUUCGGCAUGUCUUUGUCGUUCAGCAGCAGAUGAACUACGCAUUUCAGAAAAUCAUGUGAGUUAACCGCAGCAGGAACAAAAAACGGCAACAGUAUGCAUAAGUACUUGUACUAGUAGUUGCACCUCUUGCAACAUCACACUCAAGGGCCUUCUGUACAGCAGCCCCCCGGGCGGCGGCGGGUCCUCCCCAGAUUUGCUGAAGCUGGCCGAAAAAGCGGAGCGGGCCUCGUCGAAGAGCAGCAGCCCACCCGACCAGCCUGAUCCUGCGGCAGACACAAGAACCCAGAAUCAACAAGGCCAACCUACUAGCGCGAUGAAGAACGCGAACACAUACAGCCCGAAGAACCCGCCGGCCAUCCCAAAACAGCAGCGGAAGUGGCCCGCGCUGUUUUUUCUCUUGAGGAAGGCGGAAUUUUCCCCGCGGAUCCGCACGAAACUCCUCCACCGGUCGGAUUGCCAGCUGCUGCUGAACUUCGUGCACCCGGAAACGUGUGAAACCUGCUUGAUCCUCGGCGGCUUGUUCUCCGGGAAGCAGUUCCUCCUCGACAUGCUCGCGAAAAUUCAGGUGACGACUUCCUGCGUGAACGCGGUGUCGAACCUCUGCUCCGAAUCGGAAAAGACCUGCGCGACCUGCUUGGCGAACUUUUUCCAAGUGGGGUGUUUUGAGGGCUUCGAGGAGAUUCUGAAAAGGGACGACUUGGAGCUGGAGAUGCUGGCCAUCACCUACAACUACCUAAAGGAAAUCGGCCGCAAGUACGCGGAAACGCAGCGUAACACGGGACGGAAACCGUCGAAGAAAUUGGACGCUUUAGGGGUGUACCUGCGAAAAGUGAAAGAGCGGCUAGGAGGAAUGGACUACGUGUUCAGCGAUUGACGAAAAACAAAACCACCGUUUUUAGAGGUCCUCCGUUCUGCCAAUGCAGAAGCUAGUACACCGCGAAUGAGCUUAAGUCGAUGCUAUUGGGCAUGGCCUUCAGUUUCAUGCGGUCUUGUGCAGGAUAGCGAAUGACGAGAAUGACCCAUCAUUAACAUUACUCUACGCAACAAAAAUCUUCCGCGGCUUUGGCUUCCUCUUCUUGCUUUAUGAUUGCUUCGACAGUAGAAGACAACAUUUUCAACACGACUGCAAAGUCUUGCACUUGUUUUUACACAGAUGAAUCGAAAUGCACAUGUACCUGUAGGAAACUGUAACUGAUAACUCUCCUUGUGCUAGUUAUACCCAUGGCUAUAACCUCUAUCAUACACCUCAGUUCUAGAGGACCUCCACACACAAAUAAAAUGCAACUCGCUGAAGCACGCUCCCAAAAGAAUAUCGAUGACGUUUUCGCGGAGUAGCUACAGGAGUUGUUCGUACCUACUAGAAUUUUUUAGGACUGCUGGACGUAUUACCAAUGUAACAAAGAAAGCACUUGACUGCUCCUGUUACUGUCUUGGUCUCCGAACUGUACGACCAACAUCUUUUAGUGUCAGCCUUAGACCACCGACCUUGCCCGCUCUGUCUUCUUACUUUCCCUUUAGGACUUUUUGACCAUGGGCACCUUCGCUCUGAAUUAGAGUUGAUAAGGCCCCACUGCUGUAUUGAAGGCGACAUGUCGCUACUGGUACUGGUGUAACCUUUGUCAACAUCUUCGCCGGUUGUGUCGUAUUACUACCUAGUGAUCAUGAUGAAGAACUUGAUCUUAUGUGUAAUGCUAAUAAUGCCCUCUUUACAUGUUGCAUGGCUUUCCCCGCCAUCCUUGCGAUUGACCAUCAUCUACCCUGGCGUGACACGGUCCGCACCUCGCAGUCAACGACUAUGAUCUUCCCACCACCUGUGGUCGGAAUACUUUUUUACGAAAUCCUUGCCAUUUCUCACCUGAUGGUCUGAUGAUGAGUAUGUGUACUCCACAACUACUUCUACUUCAACUUUACUUUCUCGCGAUCGCGUUCGGAUUUCAAUUUUUCGUUUUUGAAGCAAACUGCAGACAGUCAAAGUCUAAAAUAAACCGAGGACAAACCACCCAGUGCUACGACGGCGUCGUGCUAGAUGAAAGACCAAGCGUACAAACGGAUUUAAUUCGUGGCUUUGCUUUCGUCUGUGUCUGUCAAACAAAAAGUAGUCGCCGUCACUUUGCAUAGUAAAAGCAAGGCAGGUGCUGGUGCACAUUGAUUUUGAAGGGC